UAUUGGGGAAGUGGGACAGCACAUACUAAGGGGGAUCUUUUCUCUUUUUGGGGGGUCACCACCUCAGGCGAGACCCGGGCAAGCGUAGAGGUGAGCGCUGGAGGCAGCUUAGCAAGAGGAGGAGGAGGAGAAGGAGGCGGCGGCGGCGCGGACGUCACUUUCCCCGGCCGCAUGUUUACGUGGAGAUGAAGAUGGCGGCGCCGGUGGGUCCGCCACGGAGUCUCCGGGCCGCGUAAGAGCGCGCGAGAGUGGCAGCCCGCCGUCUCUCCCCGCGUCUCGGGGCGGUCGGCUGUCCCUUUGCACCCCGGCGCUCGCUAACGGUGUGGUCUUUCUGCGCAGGGUCCAUGGAGGACGAGGAGAGGCAGAAGAAGCUGGAGGCCGGCAAAGCCAAGCUUGCUCAAUUUAGACAAAGGAAAGCACAGUCGGAUGGACAGAAUGCAACCAAGAAGCAGAAGAAAAAGAAAAAAGUCUCAAACACCAAAGAUGAAGAAUUGGUACAAGAAAGUCUAGAUAUUGAUUCGUCACAAAUUGAGGAUUCGUAUGCACACAGCUGUGAAAGAGGAGCAGCUGCUACACCUGAGUUUGCUAUAGUCAGGACGUUACACAGUGGUGAAAUGAUCAAACAUGAUCAAACAUAUACCGCAGAAUUGGAGACUGAAAUUUCCACUACAGCUGAUGAUUAUAGCUCAGAGGUAAAUGGUUGCGGUUUUUUGACGAGAACAGAGGUACCUGCAGACUUUAUCAGGGAAGAAGAAUUUGGAUUUGGAGAGAAUUCUGAGCUUGGGAUGCAGCAUUCUCUGACACGGCUGGAGAUGAUGGAGAGUGAAUUGGCUGGAAAACAACAAGAGGUUGAAGAGCUAAGCAGAGAGCUAGAAGAAAUGAGGGCAGCAUAUGGUACAGAAGGAUUGCAACAGCUACAGGAAUUCGAGGCUGCUAUCAAAAAAAGAGACGACAUUAUCACACAACUCACUUCUAAUCUUCAACAAUCACGGAAAGAGAAAGAUGAAACCAUGAGGGAGUUUUUGGACUUGACUGAACAGAGUCAGAAACUGCAGAUUCAGUUUCAACAUUUGCAGGCAAGUGAAGCCCUAAGGAAUACUAGUCAUAGCAGCACAGCUGCUGACUUGCUGCAGACCAAACAACAGAUCCUUGCGUAUCAACAGCAGCUUGAAGAACAAGAGCAGCUAUUGAGGAGUUACCAGAUGAAGAAUGAAGACUUUGAAAUGCAAGUUUCCUUUCUGCAGCAGAGAAUAGCUGGCUUUGAAAUGGAAAGGAAGCACAUAGCUGAAGAAGAUUCUGUUAAGAAGAAACUGCAAGAAAAAGAAAUAAUUAUUGAAAAAUUAGAAGCAAAAAUAAGAGAAGAAGAAGAAAACGUAGUGGGUCUUCAGAAGAAAGUAUCAGCUGCUGAGAAAUCUACUGAGGAAUUAAAAGCAGAGAUUUUACAAAAGAAUACAGAGGUUCAGCAUAUGAGAACAGAACUAACAAGUUCAAAGCAAAAAGAAAAACAGUGUUCUGGUGAAAUAAAACAAUUAAUGGGAACUGUGGAAGAACUGCAAAAGCGUUGUCAUAAAGAUAAUCAGCAUGAGAAGGACAUUAUGCAAAGAAUGGAACACGAAGCUCAGAGACGGCUUGCAGAGCUGCGGGCAGAACUGGAAGAAGUACACGGUCAGCAGAUAGUACACAUGAAGCAAGAGUUGGUAAGAGAACAUACAAAAGAGAUUGAAAAGCUUCUUGCCCAACAAAAAGCAGAUCUGGAAAGGACUUUGAAUUUAAGUUCUGGUAAUACUAAUGACGACCAAAUACACUUAAUGAACAUUGCAAUUAAUGAAUUGAAUCUGAUGCUGCAAGACGCUAACUACCAGAGAGAAAAGACAAGGCAGGAUUUGUCACAACAGCUUGAAGAAAUGACCUCAGAAAAGUCUUCUCUGAAAAGUCAAAUUGAAGAUCUUUGUCAAGACCUAAGCCUUGCAAGAGAACAGAUUCAGAGAGCCCAGAAGACUAUAAAGGAAAAGGAAACCAAGUUACACCAAUCUGAAGGGUUACUGAACUCUGUCGAAGAUCUAAAAGCAGAACUUGCUUCUGCGGCGGAGGUCCAGAAAGAACUAGAAUUAAAACAUGAGGCAGAAAUUACAAAUUACAAAAUAAAACUUGACAUGCUAGAAAGAGAGAAGGUUGCUGUUUUGGACAGGAUGGCUGAAUCUCAAGAGGCUGAACUAGAGAGACUAAGGACUCAGCUGUUGUUUAGCCACGAGGAAGAACUGUCGAAACUUAGAGAUGAUUUACAGCAAGAGCACCGAAUAAACACUGAAAAUCUUAAAGAUCAUUUACGUACGCAACAUAAACAGCAGCUAGAUGGGUUGCAAAAUGAAAUGACUAAGAAGAUUGAAGCUGUGAAGUCUGAAAAUGACGAUUUAAUAGUAAAACAGAAUCAGCUCAUUUUAGAAAUAUCAAAGCUAGAAGAUUUGCAGCAAGCCAUGGUCAAUUCGAAAUCUGAAGAAAUGAUGCUCCAGAUCCAUGAACUCCAGAAAGAGAUAGAAAUUCUUAGACAAGAAGAAAAAGAAAAAGGUGCUCUGGAACAGGAAGUUCAGGAAUUGCAACUCAAAAUGGAGAUAUUGGAAAAGCAGAUGAAGGAAAGAGAGGAUAGUCUUCAAGAAAAAUGUACCUUGCUUGAAAUGCAAAAUACAAUUCUUGAAGAUGAAAAUAAUGCCCUGCAAGAGAAAUUUAAAAAAUAUGCUGUGAUGAAUACAGAAGAAAGUUUUAUCAUUGAUAGUAUUAGUCCAAAUCCACAGGACUUUGAUUUGCAAAAGAGAAUAGAAGACCUGGUAGCAGAAAAUGAGAAGCUUGUAGAACAAGGAAUUUUACUCAAAGAAGAGAUUGAAGAGCAAAAGAAUUCUCUUUCAUUUGCUGAGAAAAACUUUGACCAUAAGUAUCAGGAACUUGGGGAAGAAUAUGUUUCUCUACUAAGAGUAAAAUCUGAUUUAGAAAAAAGCAAGAAUGAGCAAGAGGUUGAAUACAAAUCCAGACUCCAAGCACUGACAGAAGAGAUUGAGCACUUACAGAGAGAUAAGCCAGAUAUGCAAAGCUCAGUCCUUCACGGUAAGAGAGAGAAAAUGUUAAGAUCAGAGACGUUUGAUAUUGAGGAGAUUGUAGAAAAAGAUACCACAGAACUUAUGGAAAAACUUGAGGUAACUCAACGUGAGAAGCAAGAGCUUUCAUUGAAACUUUCAGAUCUCUCUGAAGAAUUAAUGUUGAAGGACAAUGAAAUCUGUCAAUUAAGUGAAGAAAUUAAAUCUCUAAGGCAAGAUAAAGAUUUCAUUUCAGCACAGUGUAAAGAACUGGAACUCAUUCUUAGCCAUAGACAGGGAGUGAAUAUGAAAAUUUGUGAACCUAAGCCAUACUCCACUGAGGGGACACAGGUGGACGUUACCACACUCACUAAACCUGUUAGUUUAAAAUCUGUUUCAUGUAAAGAAUAUGGCAAUACAAUCGCAGAAAGAGAAGAAAAACUGGCACCAAGCAAAAGCGUAGUUCUUCAUAUUCCAGUGGAAGACGCAAUUCAGCAGAAGCUGAAUCCAGAGCCACUAUCAUUAGUGGAUGAUUUACACCAAAUGAGCGCCGGAUUAGCAGCAGUCCCUUCACAUGUGAGCCUUGUGCAAACAGAAAACAAGCUUCAGGACCAACUAGAUAUGCUAAAAUCUGAAAAGAGUGAUUUAAAGCUGCAGAUGGAGGCCCAACGCAUUUGUCUGUCUCUAGUUUAUUCUGCUCACAUGGACCAAGUGCGUGAAUACAUGGAGAAUGAAAAGCAAGACGCACUAUCUGCUCUUAAGGAGGAGCUCCAGGUUCACCAUGCACAAGAGCUGUAUGAGCUUCAGAAAAACCAGCAGGAUGAAGAAGACCAAUCUGUAUCUGUGCAUCUAGAAGGGCUUAGCAAGAAAAUAGCUGAAGAAUGUUCCAAGAUUAAUCAGUUCCUAUGCAGCAUUCUUCACGAAAAACCUUCCAUUGAUCUUGAAGAUAAUGCUGGGGAGAGAGAGAAAUCUAGUACUGUAUUAAUAUCUAUAGCUGAAGCACAAGCUUUGGAGGGAAUGCUGCAAACUAUCCUGAGCCAGAUAUUGGAGGAAUACCAUAAAUUACUUGAAUAUCAUACACAGUUUCUAAAAAACAUAACAAAGGGUGAAGAGUUAAAGCUGUCAUGUGCGGACCAUAAUGGAAAAGAAAUUGGCAAUCUCCAACAAAGUUUACAUACUCCAUCUCAGGAUCCUGUUGAUCACAAAGUUAGGCCAUCUCACUGGGAAGAUAUGGAGAAGCUUAAAUCUCAGCUUGAAGAACAGCAUGCGAAAGAAGUUGAAUGUCUCAGAUCCUAUUACCAGCGACAGUUGGAAGAAACUGAGGAAAGAUGUACUACAGAGAUAACUCAUUUGCAGAGUAGACUGCAAGAUACCAGUAUCCCCGCUGAAUGUUUCAGUAUUUCCAAGGAAUUGCAAGUCAACGAAACACUACAUGAAGGAAAGCAUGCAGAAAGUAGUCUCCAGCAAUUUGGUGGGCAGACAGCAGAGCUCUCUAAUGAAGUUGGCAUGAUUGAAUCCUUGGAAAAACAGUACCAAGAAAAAUUAUUAGAAGAAGUAGCAAAGGUUGUUGUAACCAUGAGUGUACAGUUUGCACAAAAAAAUGAACUUGAAAGAAUUGCCAAUCUAAAAGGAGAAGAGAUGUUGAUGGAAAAUAAUUUGAGAAGUGGACAGGAAGAGUUAGAUAACCCUGAAGAGUUAGAUAGGCAUAGAGAUGAGAGAAGAGGCUCCAAGAGCGACACAACUAAAUCACUUAGCAUGGAGAUCAGUGAAGAGUGCAGUGAAAGAUCAUCCACUGAUGGACAGUUUCAGCCAAAUGUUAACUCUGCUGUGGUGCCAGGACUAUGUGAACUUGAUUCAAGGUCCCAAACAGAUUUCUCUUCAAGUGACAAAGAACUUAUACAAAAGACGUCCCAGAUGACCAAUGAAGACGCAGUCUCCAGCACAGUAUCUUCUAAGCAAAUAUUAUUGUAUGAAGAGCGCUUGGAAGAUAUGCGUCAAGAGCUAGUCCGACAGUAUCAAGAACAUCAGCAGGCAACAGAACUGUUGAAGCAGGGUCACAUGCAGCAAAUGGAAUGGCAGAAAGAAAAUCAAGAACUUCUUCAAGCAGAGUUUGAUCGACUUAAGGUUCAAUUAGCAGAGAAUAUAGUAUUGGAUAAUAACCACAUCAUCACAGAAAGAGAACAAAUGCUUUUAGAGGAACUAGAAUCACUAAAGAAGCAGUUAACAUCUGAGAAUGAAAAGCUGUCUUCUGAGCUAAAAAAUAGUAGCACUCAAACACAGAGGGAAAAUACAACUGAAACCGAAUCUAACAAGAUCAUUUUAGAAGGUGAAGAUGGAGGAGGAAACUACAACGAAGCUUCUUCAGACAUCUUUUCAAAAGAAAGACAUGGCUUGCAGAAGGCUAACAAUAGACUCUUGAAGAUUCUGUUGGAAGUUGUGAAGACCAUUGUUGCUGUAGAAGAAACCAUUGGUUUCCAUGUUGUGGGUCUGCUGGAUCGGUCAUCAAAAUAUCAGUUGUCUUGUAAAAGUCUUUCAUGGGAAGCUAAAACAGAGGACUUGAAAAAACCAAGUAUCCGUGUAGGGUAUGAAGCAGAAAAGUCAUUUUCAUCAUAUGGCAGUAAUCUGGACAGUGAUGUCAGUAAUGUAUGGUCAGAAGUAACUGAUGAAAACCUUGUCCUCUCCCAGUACCUUGCAGAGCAUGGCUUUGCAGGUGUGGAAAUAGACUCUGAAAAUCAAGAGCUAGUUUUAAAUAUCAACUUUCGUCUUCAGGCAGCAGUUGAGAAACUUCUGGAAGCAAUCAAUGAAACUACCAAUCAGCUUGAACAUGCCAAAGCUACUCAGACAGAACUGAUGCGAGAGUCCUUUAAACGAGAAGAAGAAACCACUGAAUUGCUCAAAGGUCAAGAGGAUUUACAAGAACGACUGGAUGAAGAGGUUAAAGCUAGACAGCAGUUGGCACUGGAGCUUGGCAGAGCAGAGAGUCUUAUUGAUGGUUAUGCAGAUGAAAAAUCACUUCUGGAAAAGCAAAUCCAGGAAAAAAUAGAUGUAAUUGAACAUCUUGAGCAAGACCUCCUUUGUACAGGUAACAAAUUACAGGAACUAGAGGCUGAGAGGCAGCAGCUUCAGGAAGAAAAGGAGUUACUCUUCAGACAAAAGGAUGCUAUGAAAGCCAACGCAGGACCAGUAGAAAAACGCCUAGUAGAUGCUGCAGUCGAUGCAGCUUCCCAAGCAGAGUUGCUGGCGGAGACAGAAAAACUUAUGAAGGAAAAAAUAGAAGUACAGCGGCAAGCUGAAAAAGAACAUGACUACCUUCAAAAGCAGGUCAAGGCACUGGAGACUGAUAUAGAGGAGCAGGUCAACCGGUUUUUGGAACUAGAGCAAGAAAAGAAUGCAGAAUUAAUGGAUCUAAGGCAACAGAACCAAGCUUUGGAGAAACAACUCGAGAAAACUAGGAAGUUUCUAGAUGAACAGGCAAUCGAUAGGGAGCAUGAGCGGGAUGUAUUCCAGCAGGAGAUACAAAAACUAGAACACCAGCUUAAGAUCCCCCAAAGAUUUCAGCCCGUCAAUGAACACCAAAACCAAGAGGUCGAGCAGUUAACAAAUCACCUCAGAGAAAAGACAGACAAAUGCAGCGAGCUUUUGCUCUCUAAGGAGCAGCUUCAGAGAGAUGUGCAAGAACGGAAUGAAGAAAUUGAGAAAUUAGAGUGCAGAAUCAGAGAAUUGGAACAAGCCCUAAUGAUCAGUGCAGACAGUUUGCAAAAGGUGGAGCAAAGGAAACAGUUUGGUACUGCAGUGAGGAGAGAAUUGCCUCUAGAAGCUCAGUUACAGGCGGAACAAGAAGCUGUAGACAGGAAGGAAAAAGAGAUAAUAAAUCUUGAAGAACAGUUAGAACAGUUCCGUGAGGAACUGGAAAACAAAAAUGAAGAAGUACAACAGUUGCACAUGCAAUUAGAAAUCCAGCGAAAAGAAGCCACUACACGGCAGCAGGAACUCGAGCAAGAGAAUAAAUUAUUCAAGGAGGAAAUGGAAAAAAUGGGAUUAGCUGUCCAGAAUCCUGAAGAUGCUUCUAUAGAGGAUCGUCAGCCAGUUACAGGAAAAUUUGUUCACAUCAUACAAGAAAAGGAACAGGAAAUAAACGAACUCCACGAACAAAUUUCAAAGCUACACCAGCAACUUGAAUUUACAACAGAUAACAAAGUAAUUGAGGGGAAAAAUGAUCACAUAAAGGAAUUGGAGGCCCAAAUAGAAUACUUGAAGAGUGAUCAGGAGCGUAUAAAACAGAACAGUGAGCAGGAAAUAGAACAGCUGAAUGACGUUAUUGAAAAGCUGCAGCAAGAGCUGGCCAAUAUUGAGCACAAGGAACCUCUGGACCUCUCGUCGAUUCAGGAAGAUGCAGACAAUUUAAAACACCAGCUAGAUGUAGUGUUGGCAGAAAAAGAAGCUCUGCUGAAGAAGGUGGAGAGUAGUCACGUAGAGAUGUCCCAGGCAAAGAGCAAACUGGAGGAAGUAAAAUUAAAAGCAAAAAAGUUAAAAGAAGAACUGGAUACCCUGAGGGAGGCACAUAGAAGAAUGGAAGAGGAGCUUAAAAAUGUACAAAUGAGAAGCGGCAUUGUUGGACCAGGAGUAAAGAUCCAUGAAAAACCUGAAAAUCCAGAAGCUGCAAAUAAGAAAAACGCGGAAAUAUUUAAUUUUGUGGAGGAAAAUGCUAAGGAUUCCUCGAGCAACACAGACGUAAAGUUGCAGCAGCUUCAGACAGCUCUUAAGGACAAGGAUUCGGAGCUACGGCAGUGUUACAAGCAAAUUAAAGAUUUAAAUGAGCAAGCACAGGCUGAGUCAGAGACAUUUCAACAGAAGAUAGUAGAGCUGGAAGAAGCACUGGCACAGAAAGCUGCUGUAGCACUUGUUAGUGAAAUCCAGCUGAACGCAGUUCUAGAAGAGAGUAAAGCCAUCCCAGAAAUUCACAGAGGAGGCCCUGAGAAAACUAUAGAGGCUGCCCUAACAGAAAAGGUAGGCAGCCCAGUUGAAGACAAUGCAAAGCUUAGAUUAUCAGCACUCCUGGAAAAGCUCACAGAGAUGGAGGGCCAAGUGGCAAAUGCCCACACUAGCUUGCAGCUAGAAAAAGCAAAAGUGGAAAUUGCACAGAAGGAAGCGAAGGAAAAGGAAGGAAGGCUUACUGAACUACGGCAGCGUCUAGCAGAAGUAGAAGAGAAGCACAAAAGGGAGAGAACAAAGAUGGCCAGGAAAGCAAAAACUCCUCAGAGGGUCCCAGAAAAGAGUGAAAACAAAGAAAGAGGUUUAUUACCUGCUGAUCUUGAAUUAGAAAAAGUCAGAGGCGAGUCUGCUGCUGCUAAAGAAGAACUUAACAGUUCCAGAGAGAAAGUGGAGAAAUUGAAAGAGGAGUUAAUGGUUAAAGAAGCCAGUAUCAUUCAUCUUCAGGAAGAGCUUAAGCAAACGAGGGAAAAACUUUCUCAAGUUGAAAAGAAACUUGCCGUUUAUAUGCAAAAGGAAGAGAGCUCUGACAGAUUGGAGAGAGUACAUACCAAAGAAAACUGUGCUAUCAACAGAACGAACACAUCAUGUCAGACUGACAAAACAAUAUUUGUUAAUAGUUGUAACCAAACAUUGCAGCUCCAUACCAAAAAUGAAGAAAUCCAGAUUGAUUUGCAGAAUGGCCGUUCAUCAGAGGAAAUGACAGAAAUCAUUAGGGAAUUUAGUGAAAAAAUUGACCAAAUGCAAGAACUACACGCAGCUGAAAUAAUGGAUAUGGAGACCCGACAUAUUUCAGAAUCAGAAGCAUUGAAACGAGAACAGUUUCUUUUAGUACAGGAAUUAACUGAAGAAUGCAGUUCUUUGAAGGCUGUCAUAGAAACUCUGAGAGAUAAAGAGGAAAUUUCCGGUUUACCGCAAUCUGUAUCUUCUAAUGCCAGAGAUGGAGGCUCUAGUGACUCUAGUUCAGAUUGGAGCCAAGGAGUAUAUCUUGCACCAAGUCAAGGAUCUGAUAUUGUAUCAGAAGAAAUAGGAAAUGAAGAUGAAUCUUCAACAGAUUUUCUUCCAAAGAAAAUAAAGGGUUUGCUAAGAGCUGUUCAUCAUGAAGGUAUACAGGUGCUGAAUCUCACAGAAUUUCCUUACAGUGAUAGUGAUGUACCUUCUUUUAAGCAAGGGACAGAAUAUUGGUUGCAAGAACGGAAGGCAUUCUUGAGCGCAGUUUCAUCUUUGAAAGACUUAAUUGCUAAAAUGCAGAUUCAUGGGGAUCCUGAGCUUUAUGCAGGGUCUGAAACUCCUGGAGACAUCUCAGACUGGCGAUCUGAACUUCUGUUUGCUGUUCAACAAGUCUUUCAAAGAGAAAAGGACAUUCUUCUGGCAGCAUUUCAAACAGAACUGGCUGAAGGAGGCACUAGGGAUGUAACGGGACUGACUGGACAACUAGAAAAGAGGCUUCAAGAACAGGGUACUUAUCAGAGAACUGCUGUGGACUGCAUUCAGAAUGCAGACAGGAUAAGCUUGCUAAUGGAAGUCAAAUGGUUGCAUGCCCAGCUGAACAACUGGAGAACAGAUCCAAAGAGGAAAACUGAAACUGAGCCAAAAUGUCAAGAGUUGCUGGGGUGCAACAUGGGAAUGCAAAUGGAGCUGAAUAGUGCAAAGGACAAAGCCGCUGAGCUUCAGGAGCAGCUGAAUUCAGAGAGGAUGAUGGUUGCUGAAUUGAAAAAUGGUCUUGGACAAGCAAAACUAGAACUGGAAACAACACUUAAAGCCCAACACAAGCACUUAAGAGAUUUGGAAGCCAUCAGAAAUGAGCUUAAAGUGAAAACAGCGGAACUAGCCAUGCUAAAAGAUACGCUGGCGGGUGAACAGAAGAAGUCAAGAGAGCUUCAGUGGGCGCUGGAGAAGGAGAAAGCUAAUGUGGAACGCAGUGAAGGAAGAGGAAGAGAAGAGCUGGAGGAUCUGAAAUAUUCUCUUGAGAGUGAAAAACAAAAAGUGAUGGAAUUGAAUAAAUGUUUGGAGUUUGAGAAGCAGGUGAUAAAUGAUUUGGAAAAGAAACUCCAAUCCCAGGAAGCUUUGAAUGCAUCUCAGUUGUCACAAGAGCGCAGCUGUAACUCUGAGCUUCAAAUACUCCUAGAAUCAGAGCAGUUCAGAGUUCUUGAACUAAGCAGUGCUCUGGAAAGGGAAAAAGAGUUGUGUGCCCAGCUUCAAGCAGCUGAACUCAAGAGGCAGGAUGGAACCCUUAAACCAACUGAAGAUUUACUCGGGGACCUGCAAAAGCGACUGAACGAGAAGCAUGGCCGUAUAGUGGAGCUGGUUAGCGAGAUGGAGAGGUAUAAAUUGGAACUGGUGCAGCUGAAGCAACAAAUGGAAAAGGAGAGGCAGAUUCAGAGGAAGACUCUGCAAGAUGAGCAAGAAGCUAAUCUCUUGGCACAGAAAAAAGUGCACGAGCUGGAGUCCAAAGUGGAAGAUGUUGGGUGUCAGCUUGGAGAAAGCAGAAAGCAAGUUCAUCGGCUGCAGUGCGAGGAAAAGAAAUUGCAAGAAAUCAUUCAAGGGCUGCAGCAAGAAGAGCAGAGGAGAGAGACAGGGGCCAAGGUGGAAAUAGCUACACAUCAAAAUCUAAAUGAGGCAACUUGGGAUGCAUCUAAUGAGAGGACAAGAAAGUGGGUCUUCCAGCAAAAAAUGGGAGCCGGUGAAUCAAAAGAAUUGUCGUAUUCCGCUCUAAUUGGCAUGGAAGGAGGAGGAGGAGAUGUUCUCAAGGAAUCCCAGGAUCUGCAGGUUGCCAGACAGACGCUAAGAAAUGUGUCUUCCAAGGUGAAACUUCUGGCUAACAAAGCUGCCAACAGGCUGCCAUUUGAAAAAACAGAUGAUGAAGACUUUGUUAGGAUACAUAAUGAUAUUGAAGAAGUUCUGUUGCAUUUGCAAAUGUUAACUGGUUUCUCCAACCUGGAGGCAGAGUUGAAUUCAGAGCUACCACCCUUUAAUUCGUUGACUGAACGGUUACUGAAACAAAAUGCUGAACUGACUGGCUUUGUCAGUAGGCUGAGUGAGGAAAAGAACAAUUUGAGAAACGUCAUCAUGAAACUGGAAGAGGAACUUAGACGAUACCAGCACAGAGGACCCAGUGGCGAUUCGUCUUUUAGACCAUCGAUGUACAAUGGAGGGAAUGCUGAUGUGCUCGUUGCUUCGGAAAGAGAGAUCUGGAGCAGAGAGAAAGUGGUUCUGCAGCAGUCCCUGAAACAGGCGGAGGCAGAGCUGGUCAAACUGAGAGGAGAGUUAAGGAAUGAGACUUUUCUGAGAGAACUGGGAUCGGAUUCAGAAAAUGCUGCUUUGAAGAGAAUUUAUGGCCGGUAUUUAAGAGCGGAAAGCUUUCGGAAGGCUCUCAUCUAUCAGAAGAAAUAUUUGCUGCUCUUACUGGGUGGAUUUCAGGAGUGUGAAGAAGCCACCUUAUCUCUUAUCGCAAGGAUGGGUGGACAGCCUUCCUACACAGACCUGGAGGUUAUUACACACCGUCCAAAGGGUUUCACACGAUUCCGGUCAGCAGUGAGAGUGCUAAUUGCAAUUUCAAGAAUGAAGUUCCUGGUUCAUCGGUGGCAUCGAAUUACUGGUUAUAGUUCAGUAGGCACCAGCAGAGAUGGUUUUAGCCAGAGCACAGGCAAUGAGUCAUCAGGUGGUCUGGAUCUCUAUGGAGAACAGAGGCAUUCUUCUUAUCGAUCCAGAUCAGAACUGGAGUCUUUGAGAUCUCUAAGCUAUCAACACAGGUACCAUGGUGUCCAUACUGAUUUAAGUCCAGUUUCUCUGGCAUGUUCUCAGCUACAGAAUUAUGAUCCUGACAGAGCAUUAACUGAUUAUAUCAAUCGCCUGGAGGCUCUACAGAAGCGCCUUGGAACUGUACAGUCAGCACCGUCUUCAUACGCACAACUACACUCUGGUAUCAGAAGAUAAUCUUUGCAACAUCUUCAUCACCGGUAGUGACAUCAGAUAAAAUGCCUUCUGCAACUCUGUGCUCCUGCUGUGCUUCGUAUAACGUGUUUAUUGUGGGACCAACAUGAACACAGCUCAAUGAUUGUAUGCAGUUCACCUUGCAGCAACUCCACACUGACUGGAACUUAUGUACAUAGGCACUUUUUGUGGUCAUUCAAGCCCGAUCAUUAAAUUACAUGUAUAUUUGUGGAAUGCUAAUUUAAACAAUUAAAUUAUUAAGAAGUGUGUAUUUAUCAACGGGAUGAGAGGAUGAAACGUUUAUGUAUUAAGAUUGCUGGAUGCGUAGUUAUGAGUGCACAAGACUUUCUGAUGAGGCUACUUGAAGGACUUUUCAUGAUUUUAUCCUAUUUGCUACUGGCACUGCAGAGAGAAUAUCACUUGUAGAGACCUAUUUUUGUAAAGGUAGAAGUUUUGAAUUUUAUGGAUAUUUUGUCAAAAGUACUGAAAUAAAGAUUUCAUCCUUUUAA
This is a messenger RNA of Sphaerodactylus townsendi, 12496 nucleotides long. RefSeq names its product A-kinase anchoring protein 9 (gene AKAP9). The transcript has 51 exons. Lineage: Eukaryota; Metazoa; Chordata; Lepidosauria; Squamata; Sphaerodactylidae. Gene Ontology annotation, cellular component: Golgi stack; cis-Golgi network; synaptic membrane. The coding region runs from base 345 to 11990 and encodes 3881 amino acids. The record is from RefSeq and is a predicted model, not a curated record. Gene Ontology annotation, biological process: regulation of Golgi organization; positive regulation of peptidyl-serine phosphorylation; maintenance of centrosome location. Gene Ontology annotation, molecular function: DNA binding; potassium channel regulator activity; molecular adaptor activity.